UCGACAUGAGAACAGUGUAAAGUAUUCCAAGGCCAAGCUUGGCCAGUGUAGAUAAAUCCCUGCUUUCCCAAGCCGCUACAAAUAACAUUCAGCCAUUCCUCUGCAGUGAGAGCGAGAGUCCAGCGCUAACCCUAGUCUGCAGUCAUGCCUCUGGUGUUGUGUGUCGUAGUCGUGCUGUUCGGGUGUCCUCUUGGGAAGAUGUUUGUUCUCCAUCCUACACCUGAGGCAUCUGCUGUGAAAGCCAACAGAUGCAGAGAACUGGAAAUCAGGAAAAUCCUUCUGGAAUCUUUAAACCUCCAGCAGGAACCUCGUGUGUCCAUGUCGAAGAUGAAUCGUCUGCGUGAGCAGUGGAAAGCCACUUACAAAAGCACCACGCCAUCCUCACCAGGAGGUAACUCAACGUUCACUGAGGACUCCAGAAUCUCAACGUGCUCCAAACAUUCCUCACAGGUUUUCAUUAAAGAUCUGGGCUGGGAGCGCUGGGUGGUUUAUCCAGAGAGCAUCACUUUCGUCCAGUGCCAAUCCUGCUCUGAGAGUCCAGGCGCGUCGGCGCAGUGCUGUAAGCCGACCGCUCACGACAUCGUCCUGUUUCUCUACAUGGAUGAAUGGAGCAGUUUGGUUCUGUCCUCAGUGAGUCUGACCCGGGAGUGCGGCUGUGACCCUGGAGAGGAAACACAGGAUCCUGAGGUCAUGGCCCUGUCUUAGAAAGCCUUCCUGACCCACUGGUCACGCUGAUCUGUGUGAUUAUUGGCACAGAGCAACAGAAAUGAAGUAGAGAAGCACAGCUCUUGGGAUUUGUAGGUUUAUGGCUUAGCAAACAUAUUUAGCAUCUUUUGACUUUUGCUGCUGUUGAGAGGUCAGAGUCUAAGACUCUUGUGGCCUUUAAGAGUGUUUUUGAAAAUAAUGUAGAAACAUAUAAAGUUCUCAGAAGACAUUAAGUUCUCAAUCUAAGCCUGUUAUUUAACAUUCAUAGAAAUGCACAAAGGACCUUCUGUUACAAAUAAAUGCAAGGUCAAAUCUGUUUUUAACUUCAGGCUUUAAUGUAGUCUGGCUUGAUUUCAGCGGCCAGCGAAUGUUCCCUAAAAAAAUGUUGUCAAGCAGCUCUGCCAGAACUUUUGCCCGUGUGAAUCUGAGGACUAAUAAAAGGUUACAUUCAAAAUGUCCUUCCCUUAAAUCAUGUUUCGUAACAUGAUUUCCAUUGUUUGAGAAAAUACCAAAACCAUUUCAUGCAAACCAGGAACGGCAAACUAACACUUUCAACUUGUAUUUAACAAGAUUUACACUUUAUAUCAAAUGUAUCAGCAGAAUGUUUUAUUAUAGAAAGCUUUCAAGAAUAAAGAUGUG
Molecule: messenger RNA, 1344 nt
Organism: Carassius auratus (goldfish)
Lineage: Eukaryota; Metazoa; Chordata; Actinopteri; Cypriniformes; Cyprinidae
Product: bone morphogenetic protein 5-like
Exons: 5
Coding region: 145-705 (186 amino acids)
Molecular function (GO): growth factor activity
Source: RefSeq, a predicted model, not a curated record